GGUCGGUCUUCAACCGGCAUCUAAAAUUAUAUCCAAUUCCUUUACAUCAGUCGCACCGGACUGACCACUGUCAGAACCAUCUCUUAUCGUAAUAGCUGACAUGACCACACGAAAGAUCCUCGUUACAGGUGCUACUGGCAAGCAGGGCGGCGCUGUUGUCAAGGCGCUGCUUGCGAACCCUCCUCCUUUCGACUACGAAAUCCUCGCCGUGACUCGCAAGACCUCCUCGAACGCGGCCAAAGCUCUGGCUUCUAAGCCUCAAGUCACCCUCAUCGAGGGGGACCUCAAUGAUUGUACAAGCAUCUUCACAAAAGCUGGAGGCGUCGGUGCGGUAUGGGGCGUCUUCUGCGUCACAUUGCCCAACCUCAAGGACAAGGUCGAGGACAAGGAGGCACAACAGGGAAAUGCCGUGGUAGAUGCAGCCAUUGCGCAUAAGGUCAAACACUUUGUCUACACCUCUGUUGAUCGUGGUGGCCCGGACAAGUCUGAAGUAGACGCUACCUAUGUUGGUCACUUCGUUUCCAAGUACAAAGUGGAGAAGCAUUUGAAAGAAAAAGUUCGAGGAACAGAGAUGACCUAUACCAUCUUGCGACCGACGGCAUUCAUGGACAAUCUCACACCAAACCUCCCAGGCCGCAUCUUCGCUGCCACUUGGCAUACAGUUGGCGACAAGCGACUCCAGUUGGUCGCUGUAAAGGAUAUUGGUGUUUUUGCAGCCAAGGCGUUUGGCGCCGCGGAAACCGAGGAUUACAAAAACACGGCAAUCAGUCUGGCUGGGUGCGAUCUGACACAAGCCGAAGCCAACGAGAUCUUUUGGAAGGUUCUGGGUCGACCCAUGCCUCGGUCAUACGAUUUUGUGAGCAACUUUCUCAUGUAUAUGGUGCCGGAAUUAGGCACCAUGCUUCGGUGGUUCAGGGAACAAGGAUAUGGGGCAGAUUUGGCACAAUGUCGACGACUGAACGAAAAGAUGCUGGACUUUGAGGCAUACCUCCGCGAGGAGAGUGGCUUCAAACGGUAAGGUGUAGGACAAUCAAACCCAACGGCAUUGAUCUUCAACACCGUUGGCGGGCGUGGGAAACAUCUCAUCUCAAGUCGGCGUCAGCAUGGAGUCUGGAGUAUGUUGCGCUGGGGCCGAACUCCCCAUUCAGUCUCCCGAAAGUGAACAUCUUGGGAGCCUUGGCUAUCUUCCUUCAAUCUGCUUGUGUAUCACCAACACUCACUACUCCAUAUCUACGUCAUUGCCCCCAGGGUGCUGAUUCACCCGGGACGGCGCGAAUCAGUUGGAUAUUAUGUGGAGGGCCAUAGUAUUGGCAGCUUAAGCUUUGUCCUUGGAAUAUACAAGUGUCACACCAGCCUGAUGGUCCAAACCAAUUUCUUAGGAGAUGGAUCUGUAGUAUUUCUGGAAUUAUGGCAACUU
Molecule: messenger RNA, 1417 nt
Organism: Cladophialophora immunda
Lineage: Eukaryota; Fungi; Ascomycota; Eurotiomycetes; Chaetothyriales; Herpotrichiellaceae
Exons: 2
Coding region: 101-1018 (305 amino acids)
Source: RefSeq, a predicted model, not a curated record